This is a messenger RNA of Mobula hypostoma (lesser devil ray), 443 nucleotides long. Its product is annotated as ASNSD1 upstream open reading frame protein-like. Bases 1 to 369 code for a protein of 122 amino acids. NCBI's taxonomy places the organism in Eukaryota, Metazoa, Chordata, Chondrichthyes, Myliobatiformes, Myliobatidae. The transcript is spliced from 4 exons. The record is from RefSeq and is a predicted model, not a curated record.
AUGCCUCCUCCAGCCCUGCUGAUCGCCGAGAGCGCUGUGGAGAUCUCCCAGCGCCUCCACCGCGCUUGGUCUCCGUGCCGUCAAUUACUUCCGGGAGUCUCACAUGGGAGUGGGAGCAGGAGGUGGCUGUGUGGGGUGAUGGAGUCAUUUCGGAAGGAAGAGUUAAAUAAGCAGAUAAAGGAACAAAUUGUUCUCAUUGAUGAACUCUCCAACUUGAAGAAAAAUCGGAAAGUUUAUAAGCAGCAGCCGAAUAGCUAUAUAUUUUUUACAGCAGAUCAAACACAGACUCUAAGUGAAAGUAAAUGUUCCCUUGAUGAGAUGAGAAGGGAAUACCAGGAAUUGGAAAAUACUGAGGAAGUGAAGAAGUAAUGAACAUUAGUGCUGUUGAUUGACAUGGAUGGAUAAAUAAAAAGCAUGAAAUGUGUGGAAUUUGCUGUAUGUUA